Messenger RNA from Chionomys nivalis (European snow vole), 5712 nucleotides. RefSeq names its product centrosomal protein 164 (gene Cep164). Gene Ontology annotation, molecular function: protein binding. The transcript has 32 exons. The record is from RefSeq and is a predicted model, not a curated record. Lineage: Eukaryota; Metazoa; Chordata; Mammalia; Rodentia; Cricetidae. The coding region runs from base 165 to 4457 and encodes 1430 amino acids.
GGCAACACCCCGGCGUCCCUGGAAGCGGGGAGCCGGACACCCCGGCGUCCCUGGAAGUGGGGGGGCCGGGGUGGUGCUGGGGAGGCGGCGCAGAGCCAUCGCCCAGGGAACCCCGGGUUGGGGACAGGGUCGCUGGGAUCUAGAUAGCUUCGCCAGGCUGAAUCAUGGCUAGACGACCCUUCGUCUUAGGUGACCAGUUGAUUCUGGAGGAAGAUUCUGAUGAGACCUAUGUCCCUAGUGAGCAAGAAAUCCUUGACUUUGCCAGAGUGAUUGGUAUUGACCCCAUCAAGGAACCAGAACUGAUGUGGUUGGCGAGGGAGGGUAUUGAAGCGCCAUUGCCCAAGGGCUGGAAACCAUGCCAGAACAUCACAGGUGAUAUCUACUAUUUCAACUUUAACACUGGUCAGUCCAUUUGGGACCAUCCCUGUGAUGAGCACUAUCGAAAGCUGGUCAUCCAAGAGCGGGAGAAGUGGUUGGCUCCUGGGGCCGUCAAGAAGAAAGACAAGAAAAAGAAAAAGGAAAAGAAAAACAAAAAGGACAAAGAGACGUCCAAAAGUCCUCUGGUCCUGGGUUCCCCUUUAGCCCCAGUCCAAGCUCCUCUUUGGAGCCUGGCUCCCUUACGAGGCCUCGGGGAUGCCCCACCCUCUGCUCUUCGUGGAUCUCAGAGUGUGAGCCUGGGGAGCUCGGCAGAUUCUGGGCAGCUUGGGGAACCCACGCUGGGUCCCAAGACUGCUGCUUGUGCAAAGGGUUUCUUGGGUUCUACCCACGAGGGCAAGCAUACUCUCAGUCUCUUGGCUUUAGGGGAAGAGACCAACGAGGAGGACGAGGAGGAGAGUGACAACCAGAGUGUCCAAAGCUCCGGUGAACUUCUCAAGAACCUGCACCUGGACCUCGGUGCCCUGGGAGGUAACUUUGAGUACGAGGAGUCUCCAAGAUCCAGCCAGCCAGUGGACAAGAAGGAUGUUUCUCUCAGUUCAGAUGCUGAUCGGCCCCCUACUCCUGGCAAGCUGUUCAGCCAGGGUGCUGACAGCAGUCUGGGCAGUGUUGACGGCAGCAGAUCCCGGGGAAGAGGGGCAAGUCCCCAGAGUGCACAGAAGGAAAAUGAGAAUCCCAAGAUUUCUGCAAGUCAGGUGGCUCCUGAAUUGGGCCCUGGGGGUGAUCACCUUGCGAAGGACUCGAAAAAGGAGCAGCAGGCAGAGGACAUAGUGGAGGCAGAAGAGGAGGGUUCCAGGAGGGAAGGGGCAGCCAAGGAAACUUCCGCCCUGGAGGAGAACACAUCAGAUGCCAGUGAGGAGUCAGAGAUCCUUGAACACUUGAAAGACCCACAACUCUCAGAGUCCGAAGCUUCUGUUUCUAAGUCUUUCCUUGGCCUGGACUUUGGAUGUCGCAAUCAGAUCUCAGAGCACCUGCUGGAUGGUGACAGGCUUUCUCCGGUCUUGGGUAGAGCCCACCUGGAGGCCCAAGGGUUAGGCCAAGAACGAGAUGACAGCCAGUCCAGCAGAGCUGAGCCACAGAGCAAGCAUUCCCAAGUCUCUGAGAGGGAACAGCUCCAGAGUACCCUGCACAGCCAGGCUGUGGAGGAAGGACCUCUGCAGACCCUGGAGAGGCAGCCUGAGUGGAAGGAAGCAGAAGAGCCUGGAAAGGGCUCUGUAGCCAGCCCCACCCCGCUGGCCCCCCUUCAGAGGGAGCAGGUCCUGAGCCUGCCUGCUUUCCCUGAGAGGUCUGAGGAGAAGCACUCCCAGGCUGAAGAGCUGGGUCUUGGGCAGCAAGAGGCUGAGGAGUCUGAGGAGAAGGUGGCAGUCAGCCCCACCUCAUCUGUCUCUUCAGAGGUGCAAACCACGGAGCCUGCAGCUCCCCAAAAGCAGUUCUCAGAGGCUAUACUGAAGGCCACGGAAGAGGCAGUGACCCAGGAACUGAAGGAAAACCAGAGGCGGCUGCUGGAGUUGAAGAAAGAGAGGCAGAAGCAGCUGGAAGAAAGGCUGUGGCGAGAGGAGGAGGAGGAGGUGCAACGGCUUUACCAGCAGAAGGAGAAAUCCCUCAGCCUCCUGAAGGCACAGCUGCAGAAAGAUGCUGCGGCAGAAGAGGAGGAAGAAAGCCAGAGGCUGGCCCGCCUCCGGGCCCAGGUGCAGUCCAGUACAGAAGCAUUUGAGAACCAAAUUAGAGCUGAGCAACAGGCUGCCCUCCAGAGACUUCGAGAAGAAGCAGAGACCCUCCAGAGGGCCGAAAGAGCCAGUUUGGAACAGAAAAGCAGGAGGAUGCUGGAGCAGCUAAGGGAGCAGCUGGAGGCCGAGGAGAGGAGUGCCCAGGCCGCCCUGAAGGCGGAGAAGGAGGCCGAGAAGGAAGUGGCUCUGCGGCAGCUGAGGGAGCAGCUGGAAGGGGAGAGGAAAAAGGCAGUGGCAGACCUGGAGAAGGAGCACAGUGCUGAGCUGGAGCGGCUCUGUUCCUCAUUGGAGGCCAAACACCGGGAGGUGGUCUCUAGCCUCCAGAAGAAGAUAGAGGGGGCUCAGCAGAAAGAGGAGGCCCAGUUACAGGAGAGCCUUGUGUGGGUAGAGCAGAGAGCUCACCAGAAGUUUCAUCAGGUGACUGAGUAUGAGCAAGAGCUUAGCAGCCUCCUUCGAGACAAGCGCCAGGAGGUAGAGAGGGAACAUGAGAGGAAGAUGGACAGGAUGAAGGAGGAGCACCGGCAAGCGAUGGCUGAAGCCAGAGAGCGAUAUGAGGCUGAGGAAAGAAAGCAGCGCACUGACCUCCUGGAGCACCUGACUGGAGAGCUGGAGCGUUUGCGAAGGGCCCACGAGCGAGAGUUGGAGAACUUGAGGCAGGAGCAGGACCAGCAGCUUGAGGACCUAAGGCGGCGGCACCGGGAUCAAGAAAGGAAAUUACAGGAUUUAGAGGUGGAACUUGCAGCCAGAACUAAAGAUGUCAAGGCCAGAUUGGCUCAGCUGGAUGCCCAGGAAGAGAACAUGCGGAAAGAGAAGCAGCUGCUCCUGGAUGCGCAGAGGCAGGCUGCUCUGGAGAAGGAGGAAGCCACAGCCACCCGUCAGCACCUGGAAGAGGCAAAGAAAGAGCAUACCCACCUGGUGGAGUCGAAGCGGCAGCUGCGGAGGGUCAUCGAUGACCUGCGUGUCCGGCGGGUGGAGCUGGAGUCCCAGGUGGAUCUGUUGCAGGCACAAAGUCAGAGGCUGCAGAAGCACCUGAGUAGCCUAGAGGCUGAAGUUCAAAGGAAACAAGACAUGUUUAAAGAACUGGCAGCUGAGAAUAAUGCAUCCCCACAUUUGGAGCCAGAUCUCCACAUUGAGGACCUGAGGAAAUCCCUUGGCACAAAUGAGACCCAGGAGGUGUCCUCUUCCCUCUCGCAGAGCAAGGAGGAGAUCGACCUGGCCAUGGACAGUGUCCGGCACUUCCUCUCCGCUGAGGGUGUAGCUGUCCGGAGUGCAAAGGAGUUCCUGGUGCGCCAGACACGCUCCAUGCGGAGGCGACAGACGGCCCUGAAAGCCGCCCAGCAGCAUUGGCGCCGUGAGCUGGCUAAUGCCCAGGAGGUGGAUGAAGACCUCCCAGGCACCAAGAUCCUGGACAAUGUGUGCAAGAACCUGGAUGAGGAGACCAGGCACCUGGAUGAGAUGAAGUCAGCCAUGAGGAAAGGCCAUGACCUGCUGAAGAAGAAAGAAGAGAAGCUGAACCAACUGGAAUCUUCUCUACAGGAAGAGGUCUCUGAUGAGGACACUCUGAAAGGAUCCUCUAUCAAGAAGGUGACCUUUGAUCUCAGUGACAUGGAAGACUUGAGCAGUGAGAGCUCUGAGUCCUGCCCCCUGCCUCAUAUCACCCUGACCCCAAGUUCCGCUGAUCCCAACAAGAUCCACUAUCUGAGCAGUUCCCUUCAGCGGAUCAGCAGUGAACUGAAUGGUGUGUUGAGCGUGCUGGGCAGCCUCAACUCCCAGCCGCCUCCACAGGUCCUCAGCAACCCACCCCCACCUCCGCUCCUCACCUCCUCGCUUCGGUCCUCCAAGAACGCCCCUACCCCAGCCUAUCCCCUCCUGACCAAACCCUCCUCCUCAUCGUCUGCCACACCCAUGUCCACCCAGUGGGCCUGGGACCCGGGACAGGGCACCAGGCUCUCCUCCUCCUCGCAAACCGUGGACGACUUCCUGCUGGAGAAGUGGCGCAAGUAUUUCCCUUCUGGCAUCCCGUUGCUCAGCGGCUGCCCUCCCCCACUGGAGAACAAGCUGGGCUAUGUGUCCGUAAGUGAGCAGCUCCACCUCCUGCAGCACUCCCAUUCUCGAGUUCCCAAGAUGGACAGCGUCAGCGUCCAGAGCAUGAUCGAGUCUAACCGGAAGUGGCUAGAACAUUUCAAGAAUGACCCCAAGGUACAGCUCUUCUCAGCGCCCAAACCAGCAGCCACUUCGAAUUUACUGCAGCUGGGCCUGGAUGAGAACAACAGACUGAAUGUGUUUCACUAUUGAGGCCUGUGGGGCGGCCUCCUUGUCUCCACCAAGUGCCUGAGGCGCCAUCAGCACCUUAUUUCCCCCUGAUCAAGCAUGCCCUCUGCUGUGUGUUCCACCCAGGACUCGGAGGAACCCCCGGGUAGGUAGGCAGGAAGCUCGUCAUGACUGUAAACAGCCACACACGCUUCGCCCAUGGACUGUCCCGAGCAGGAAUAUACGGACAUAUGCAAGCUUCUGCAUCAAAGCGGCUGCUGAGGACUUCAGGGAUGUGGCCACCUUCAAUUAAAGCAGCUGCCUUGGGAGGCCUAGGGAGUCUCCUUGGAGCUCGGGUUCUUGGCCUUCAAGUCCUGCUGAGGGCUCUCAUGGAGGAGGGGAGUGUGGUCCUUUGCUCAGGACAGCCCCCUGGGAUGGCUAUGCCCUGGAACCUGGCUGUAGCUGUCUUUCUAAUACCUCAGCCCUGGAAGGGUCACAUCCGUUCCUCUCUUUUUGGCUUUUUCUUUUUUAUUGUCUUUUGACCCUCUCAGGUCUGGGCUCAGCUGCCUGAGUCCUGCUGGAGUUGUUCUCGGCCCCAGAUGUUCUGCAUCUUCCCCUCAGCCAGCACUGGGCUUUCCUCAGGGCCAGUAGCCUUCCCUCCCUUAGGAUGCUCUCCGGAGCCCUCCCUUGCUCUCAGGUCUCAAAACCUAUCUCUUCAGGAAGCCAAAAAGAAAGCCAUAGAAAAAGAUGGGGAUGACUUCUGCUCCGUUGAUAUUUCUCUUCCUCCAGCAUCCUCGUGUAUCUGCGAGCUCUGUGUCCCUCUGUCCUUCCACCUGGACCACCCCUGUCCCAAGCCCACUCUCAGCUCUUCCCAGAGCUCAGUGGAGGGCUGACUACCUGGUACUGGCAGGGACUGUCUUGGCCAGGUGGCGCUUCUGGCACAGCCUCUACAGCCCCGCGUCCCCCAGUGGGCUCUGCAGGAAAUGUUCUCGGCAUCUGUCUCAUUGUUUAAACAAAACGCAUCGUUUUUCUUGUCUUGAGAAGCCGCGAGCUGCCUUUACCCACUCUCACCGCUUUGUUGCUCAUUUCUUCUCCAUGGAAUACGACCCUAAGAACCAGUUGGCUUUUACCCUCUUAGGUAAAUUUUUAAGCCGUCAGCCGACCACACGCAGAAAAAGUCCACUUUGUUAUUUGUUCCACUCUGUGUGCCUUGAGAGCAGCUUGCGUGAUCCGACCAACCCUGGUGACAGUCCUGUGUCUUUUUGCAUCUAUUAAAUCUCUGCAAGUCUGUUUUCUGUAA